Messenger RNA from Tarenaya hassleriana, 1305 nucleotides. RefSeq names its product protein phosphatase 1 regulatory subunit 7. Bases 56 to 1087 code for a protein of 343 amino acids. The transcript is spliced from 6 exons. The record is from RefSeq and is a predicted model, not a curated record. Gene Ontology annotation, molecular function: protein binding. Lineage: Eukaryota; Viridiplantae; Streptophyta; Magnoliopsida; Brassicales; Cleomaceae.
GUUUACCCGGAGUUUCUCUCUCGAACCAUCGUCGUUUUUUGUGAAACUUGUCGCCAUGGACAGCAGCUGCAACGCCCCGCCGUCUACGUCUCCGGCGGUGGAUCACGGCGAUACCGAGGAACAAGCGGUGGUCGAGAUCGAUGAUUCCGCAUAUGUUCUCGAUCUCACCAGUUUUCAGCUCCACAGUCUCGAGGCGGUAGAUUUGCGGGCAACUCUGACGGAAUUGGACCUGACGGCGAAUCGUUUGUCGACCUUGGACCCGAGGGUCGAGAAGCUCUCUAACCUUAAGAAGCUUUCUUUACGGCAGAAUCUCGUCGAUGAUGCCGGCGUCGAGCCGCUGUCCCGCUGGGCCACCUUGUCGGGCCUCGAGGAGUUAAUUCUCAGGGAUAACAAGCUAACAAAAGUACCUGAUAUCAGCAUAUUCACGAAGCUUUUGGUUUUCGACAUAUCUUUCAAUGAAAUCCCUUCUUUGGAAGGAUUAGCUAAGGCCUCUAGCAUGCUGAAGGAACUCUAUGUGUCGAAAAAUGAAGUUUCCAAGAUGGUGGAGAUUGAACACUUGCACAACUUGCAGAUUCUUGAACUGGGCUCUAAUAGAUUGCGGGUGAUGGAAAAUUUGGAAAACCUAACAAAGCUAGAAGAGCUGUGGCUUGGAAGAAACCGUAUCAAAGUUGUAAACCUAUGUGGGCUCAAAUGUAUCAAGAAGAUUAGCUUGCAGAGCAAUCGGUUGACCUCAAUGAAAGGGUUUGAGGAUUGUGUUGCUCUAGAAGAGCUAUACUUGAGCCAUAAUGGUAUCUCGAAGAUGGAAGGCUUGAAUAGAUUGGUUAACCUCCGUGUAUUGGAUGUGUCAAACAACAAGCUCACAUCAGUCGACGACAUUCAGAACCUAACACAGUUGGAAGAUCUAUGGCUUAAUGACAACCAGAUAGAGUCACUUGAAGGGCUUGCAGAAGCUGUUGCAGGGUCAAAAGAGAAGCUUACUACUAUCUACCUCGAAAAUAACCCAUGUGCCAAGUCCCCGAAUUACGUUGCUACUGUCAGGGAAAUCUUCCCCAAUGCGCAGCAAAUCGAUUCCAACAUAUUUGGUUAGAGGAAGAUCCAUUGUACGAUGAUGUCUGUAUCUGCACGUCGAAAUCUUGAGGAAUCGAUCAGGUAAAGAACCCAGAUGGCUCAAGAAACAUAUUUUCAUCCCUAUUUUGUGCAUGCGUGAGAGGAAACUGUUCUCCAUCGCCAACACUGUCAUAUUUGUGUAAUGUUUUUCCUGAGCUGCAUUUCUUGGUUCUUUUUAUCAAAAGCUUCUUGAAAGAA